CCUAUAAAAACCUUCAGCCUAAAUGUUUGGGUCUCACAUUCCAAUUACCAAACACCACAUGACAAGGAUUUCAGUUUGUCUGCAAUCAGUGAGUUACUGGUAACACAAGCCCAACCAACAAGACCAACAAGCGUCACUUCAAGUGUUCAUCUUCAAGGAGCAGGGUUCUCAAGCACCUCUUGCCGUCUUCAUCUUUUGAGAAGCAGGGUUGAGAUAAUAGAGACCAUCUUGAAGAUGAGGGGACCGGUAGUCUAUGUUUUCUUAUUGAUGGUGGGAUCGCUCCUCCCAGCAGUGCAUGGCUGCAUCUGCAUGCCCUCUCAUCCGCAACAAGACUUUUGCCGAGCAGAUUUAGUCAUCGUCGGUACAAUAGAGAGCAGUCAGCUCAUCUCAGCAGCAUUACUUUCCCCGAUCAGACUUGGCCAGCCAGACAUCAUCGCCUACUCCAUCAGCGUUGAGAGUGUGAAAAAAGGAGACCAACACCAAGCCCUCUGGAGCAGUGAGAACACACUACGCAUCAAUACAACGGCGACGGAGAACUCUUGUGGUGUGCCUGGGCUGACUGUAGGACAGCAGUACGUUCUCUCAGUGAUGGUCGUGAAUGGCAAAGGAUUCCUAAAUUUCUGCCAGUUCCGUCAAGUCUACUCAGAGUUGACAACCAUGCAGCGUCGAGGUAUCAAUGGUGCUUACAUGGGGGGAUGUAGUCAGUGCCAGAUUGAAACCUGUUGGGCUUAUGGUAACUGCCCCGUGACCACACCGGACGACACGACCUGUAUGCACGGCAACAGACAGACCCAUGAAGAUUGCUACUACUAUCACGGUUACUGUCGGGCUAGACCAAACGGCAAAUGCGUCUGGAAGAAAAACGCAGAGUUUGAGGGUUGCCUCCAAUCGACAAACCAAGUGUCUUAAGAUUUGAAGAGCCAGAAUAAGGAUCGGAUAAAAAGAUGUGUACAUAGUGGCUAGUUCUCCCUCCCCCCCCCAACAAAAAAAGACCCCCCCAAAAAAACUAAUAAAGAAGGACAUGUACAAAAAAAAAAUUAAAAAUCAUCAUCGUUACAACAAAACAACAGUAAAAAUAGGUACUGUAAGCAAAUUUUGAAAAGUUUCCUUAUUUAAAGAAAUUAUCUCAACUCCAGCAAAGGCAAAUGCUAAAAAUAAUACAGCCAUUGCCACUUAAACACAAUUUGCUAGAGUAUGUGUAGGUGUAAAAAUGAUUUGGGGUCGACUGAAGGAAAAAAUACUACGGCUGGAUUUGAACCAACGAACCAAAUAAAAAAAAUAAUACAAAAAAAAAGAUCUUUGGGAAACGUGCUGGUGCUCUGCCAACUGAGCUAUACCUUGGCCUAUGUUGGUGGUUCAGCGACCGUUAGUAGUUUUCAGCCAAACGUUGUCAGUUUUCACCACGAUGCAGAUUCAUCCCAAAUACUGAUGUAGAAAUUGUGGGAUGAUUGCCCUCAAAGUCAACGCACGCGCAGAUGACAAAUUAUGUCAUCAUAAGGUUUAUCGCGAAUAGCAAAAUAUCAAGAGAGGGCGCUGCUGAACCCACACAAAGGUAUAGGCGUUGCGUGCACGAGUCGUAGAAACUGCAUAGAAACCGCCCCAUAUUCCUUCCCACUUGCAAUGCGGUUCUAAAUCACGAUAAACCUUAUUACCAUUGCAGAACCAUUCGUCGUCGAAAACAAAAGCUCCCUAUUACCGAAUGCUAACAAAGGGCUAGAUAGCUAAGUUGGUAGAGUGCCAGAGGUGGGAGUGGGAGGUCAGUCAUUGGUUCAAAUCCCUAUCCAGUCAAGUAGUCUUUGGUCAACCCCAAAUCAUUUAAAGUCUAAAUACCCAGUCAGUUUCUCUUGGUUUAUUGUGAUAUUUGUAUAUAAAAAAUAAUCAAUUGUAUCAAUAUCUCCAAUGCAUGUUUGGGAUGUUGGAUUAAUUCUAGUGCGUAUGUUUAGUUGUUAAAAUCGCUUGUUUUCCUCAAAUCUGUUCACAAAGCGAUGGAUUGUACUAAUUGGGUAAAGGUAAAUUAUUGUGACACUCAGGUGUGACAUUAAACAUGAUCAUACUUUUACCACAUGGGCUCAAAAGCAUAUUUUGAAUUUAAAUAAGUUCAUAAAGAAACAACAACAAUUGUUGAUAAUUUUACCAGGUUGUUACACUAGGUGUGACAUGAAAUAAUUCACUGUAUUUUGUUACGCAAGGAGGAAGAACAAAUGUCCUUGUAACACAAUUAGGAAUCUUAAAAAUUAAAGAAAAUUUAGGGGAAAAAAAUACAAUUUUUUUCCCAGAGAAUGCAGGUUUUUUAUCAUGAUUCACUGGGGGAAAAAAAAGGAAAAGGGAUGGCAAGUGUGGAUGAAAGAAUUGUAAAUAUGAAUUAUUGCACUCUUAUAUUAUAUUAAAUCCAAUUCUAGAUAUUGUAAUUACUGUUUAUAUCACUUAUGUUAUUAUACAUCAAUGUAAUGCACAAACCAUUACUAACAGAAAUUACCAUAGUUAUUAUUAAAAGUAUUGACAAGCAUU
Asterias rubens (European starfish) is the source of this 2508-nucleotide messenger RNA. Its product is annotated as metalloproteinase inhibitor 3-like. The record is from RefSeq and is a predicted model, not a curated record. NCBI's taxonomy places the organism in Eukaryota, Metazoa, Echinodermata, Asteroidea, Forcipulatida, Asteriidae. The coding region runs from base 235 to 909 and encodes 224 amino acids. Gene Ontology annotation, molecular function: protease binding; metalloendopeptidase inhibitor activity. Gene Ontology annotation, biological process: negative regulation of endopeptidase activity; negative regulation of membrane protein ectodomain proteolysis. Gene Ontology annotation, cellular component: extracellular matrix. The transcript has 4 exons.